AUGGAUGUGUUCGUCAUUGAACUAAAAAAAUAUUAUGAUAUAUUAAUCGUUUUAACCCAGAGCGUUCGAACGUUAGAAAAUGAUGCGACUAGAUUAAGCGAAGAAUUAUUACAUGCAAACAAUCUUAUACAGGCAGCUCAAACUGAAUUACAGCAGAUUAAACUGUAUAUGAAUCAAAAACCUACAUGCUUAGCUAGUAUAGCAGAAAGUCAAGCGAUCCUUCAACAAGAACUCCCGAACUUAAAACAAAAAGUGAAUGGAAUCAAAUUUAUUUCUUAUGAUGGAAGUUUGUUAUGGAAAAUAACCAAUGUUUCGAGUACAGUGGCUGAUGCACAAUCUGAAACAGAAACGUCGAUUUAUUCGCCGAUAUUCUACUCUUCACUAAUCGGAUAUAAGAUGAGAGCGAAACUCUAUUUAAACGGUGAUGGAGAAGCUCGUCGAACACACGUGUCGAUAUUUUUUCUCCUUAUGCGUAGUGAUCAUGAUCUUAUCCUCAAAUGGCCCUUCAGUCAUAAAUCUCGAUUAGACGAUAUCGUAUCCGAUUUACGUUUAGCUCAUCCAAUAUCAGAAUUUCUCGGCUAUUCUAAUAAUAUUAAUUUUUCUGCGUUGAAACGUGAAGAACACAACCAUUUACCAUCAUUAAUUAUUUUAUUUAAAACUAUUCAGUUGUGGCAACAAGAAAAUAAAAAAUUCUAG
Molecule: messenger RNA, 696 nt
Organism: Didymodactylos carnosus
Lineage: Eukaryota; Metazoa; Rotifera; Eurotatoria; Philodinida; Philodinidae
Source: the annotation of a GenBank genome assembly